AUGGCAAAUAAAAGCCACGGAUGCCAAUCUUCAAGCAUUAGAAGCAAAUCAAUUAAGAAUCCAGAAAAUGCGAAGAAUAAUACUCCAACUGAAAUAUAUUUUCAAGAUGUAGAUAAUGAUGAUAAUAAUGAAACUUUAUUUGAUCUUAAAAUUUUUGUAAAAAAUUUACGAUGA
Messenger RNA from Diversispora eburnea, 174 nucleotides. The record is from the annotation of a GenBank genome assembly. NCBI's taxonomy places the organism in Eukaryota, Fungi, Glomeromycota, Glomeromycetes, Diversisporales, Diversisporaceae.